This is a messenger RNA of Mollisia scopiformis, 1458 nucleotides long. RefSeq names its product FAD-binding domain-containing protein. The coding region runs from base 1 to 1458 and encodes 485 amino acids. The transcript is spliced from 7 exons. The record is from RefSeq and is a predicted model, not a curated record. Gene Ontology annotation, molecular function: FAD binding. Lineage: Eukaryota; Fungi; Ascomycota; Leotiomycetes; Helotiales; Mollisiaceae.
AUGGGAGCGCGUAUAGAUGUGCUCGGCGAUUCAGUGCUCUACGACCCCACAUCUUCUUCACCUGGGCUUCGAGACUCGUUUUACAGCGCACAGCAACGUGAUGUCGUCCCAGCAUGUGUCAUUACACCAAGCUCACCAGAUGAGGUCGCUCAAGCAAUUCAGGUGAUACGACAACACAAUUGUAUCUUUGCCGUCAAAUCUGGUGGUCAUGCGAUGUUCGUUGGAGCUUCGAAUGCUCCAGGGGGUAUUACUCUCGACUUGAAAAAGCUCAAUACUAUCGAUGUGUCUGAAGAUUUAAAAACGGCGAGGGUAGGGACGAGGAACAGAUGGAGGAAUGUGUAUGAGACACUGGAGCCACUGAAUCGGACACCAGUCGGUGGGCGCAAUGGAGCCGUUGGUGUGGGAGGUUUUAUUCUGGGAGGUGGCAUUAGCUUUGUUUCUCGUCGAUACGGCUGGGCUCUGGACAAUGUCCGAAACUUUGAGGCGGUCCUCGCAAAUGGAAGCUUGAGUAAUAUCAAUCAGCAAUCGUCUCCUAAUCUCUACUGGGCACUUCGUGGUGGCGGCAAUAACUUCGGGAUUGUGACGAACUUCGAUCUGGAAAUCUAUCAACAAGGAGAGGUCUGGGGCGGUCAAAAUUUCUGGCUUAUGAACAAAGACAUGCUUGCCAAUCGAACAGCCCGACUUAACAUCUCAUCGCCUCCCAUAGCUUUCUCAAUGGACUAUGUCAAAAAUUCCUUUUUUACGGGCAUAACAAAACUCGCAUGCAGACUCGGCUAUUGCAUUACAAGCGAGCAAGCAUUUCGCGCGUUCAAGAAUAUCGUUUUAGCAAAGCAGAGUGAUGUUUAUGCUCAGACCUGGAUGACCUACACCUAUGUAUCUCAGAUAGAUCAGUUUAUAUUUGGAGCAGCUCUGGUCUAUAGCAAACCUGAAGUUUGGCCAUCUAUCUUCACCGAAUUCAAGACCCUCAAGAGUGUAUACAGUUCCACCAAGAUACAGAACUUUACGUCUGUGUACGAAGAGGUUGUCAGCUUGAAUGAAAUUGGAUAUCGCCAAAUGACAGCGGCAAUCACCUUCCAGAUGAGUGGAGACCUUUUGGAUAGGAUUCUUGAUGUCUACCUCGUCGAAGUACAGUCUGUCAAGAAUGUCAAGGAUAUUGCAAUAUUUAGAGAGAAUGGUGGAAAUUGUCUAGGACUUGAGGACCUGGAUGGGCCAUUAAUGAUGUUUAGCCUCAGCUUUCGAUGGUCGAAAAUAGAAGAUGAUACAAAGAUGAACGCAGUGGGCAUCAGGAUUCUCGAUCGUGCUGUAGCUAUGACAAAGGAAAUGGACCUGUAUCACAGAUACAUUUACCAAAAUUAUGCCAACGCUAGUCAAGACGUAUUUGGUGGAUAUGGAGAGAGGAAUAGGAUGAGAUUGAAAGAGAUUCAGACAAAGUAUGACCCAGAAGGAGUUUUCAGCUGA